GGUACGAAAUGGAGCCCUCAGAAAUGUCAUCCAGCUCACAGAGAGAAAACAACUUCUCUAUUGGGUUCACAGAUUUGAACGAAUCUCUAAAUGAGCUAGAGGAUCAUGACCUGGACGCUCUGAUAGCUGAUCUGGGGUCAGAUUUGGCGGAGACAGAGGAGAGACUGAACGCAACCAAGACGGGACAUGUCCACACACAGCAGCACAAGUCUGGCUAUUCCACCCAACAGCAAAAUGUCCGAGCACCUAUCUCCUUGUCCCAAAUGUCAUCGCUGGCGUCCUCCUCAUCCUCUCUACCUCCUGAACCCCCCAAACCACUUCCACCGGGAGAGGCCGAAGCACAAGCCAAAACGGACAAAAUCAAGCUGGCUCUGGAGAAGCUAAAAGAGGCCAAAGUUAAGAAGUUGGUAGUGAAGGUAAUGAUGAGUGAUGGCAGCUCCAAGACACUGAUGGUGGACGAGAGACAGACGYUCAGGGACGUGAUGGAUAAUCUGUUUGAGAAGACCCACUGUGACUACAGCACGGACUGGAGCCUGUGUGAGACCAACCCCGAGCUGCAGACUGAAAGAGGGUUUGAAGACCAUGAAUAUCUAGUGGAGCCUCUUUCUGCAUGGACACGAGACAGUAAAAACCAAAUCAUUUUCCUUCUGAGACCCAACAAAUAUCUCUUCUUCAAGGACCCCCAGAUAUUCUACCUAUGGAAGAAAGACCAAAAAUGUAUUAAWGAGAUAAAAGAAAGGCAUAAGGAACUUCUGCUAAAGGAAAAUUUUGAUGGGCCUUCUCUCAUCGUCCCAGACCUGGAGGGGCUGCUGUAUCUGAGAGAGGAUGGGAAGAAAUCGUGGAAACGUCGCUACUUCCUGCUCAGGGCAUCUGGGAUAUAUUAUGUGCCUAAAGGAAAGACAAAGACAUCCAGGGACCUGGCGUGCUUCAUUCAACUUGACAAAGUCAAUAUCUACACCACCACUGAUUACAAACAGAAAUACAAAGCACCAACUGAUUUCUGCUUCAUCCUCAAGCAUCCUCAGAUCCAGAAGGAGUCCCAAUACAUCAGAUUCCUGUGUUGUGAUGAUGAGCUCACUCUCUCCCUCUGGGUCAACUCCAUCAGAGUAGCCAAGUAUGGGGCCACCCUGUACAAGAACUACCAGAUGGCAGUGAGGAGAGCAUCAACGAUCAGCUCCACUCUGCACCUGACUAGUCUGCCUGCCUCCAGCCCUUCCACACCUACUGUGCACAGAGCAAAUGGACACACCCCUCAGGAGGACCUCCCUGAACCUCCCCCAGACUUUAUUCCCCCGCCCCCUUCUGGUUGGGGUUCUGGGGUCUAGGGAAGGAGCUCCACCCCCUCAAUGCACAACCAAGACAACCAUAUGACAUUCUCAACCUACCUACAGACAGGCAGGCCCAGUCUACAUGGACAAUGCUUGCUGAAAUACAACCCUCUGGAGGUGACGGGCCCUGCUCCAAUAAAACYCACCCUUCCUUCCUUGAAGUAACUGAUCUGAAAAUACAUUAUUGGACAAUGGAAUGUAGUGAAGACAUUUCCAAACCAUUGACUGAGGCGGCAGGUACAGUAGCCUAGUGGUUAGAGCGUUGGGCCAGGAACCAAAAGGUUGCUGGAUCAAAUCCCUGAGC
Salvelinus sp. IW2-2015 is the source of this 1632-nucleotide messenger RNA. Its product is annotated as amyloid beta A4 precursor protein-binding family B member 1-interacting protein-like. Gene Ontology annotation, cellular component: plasma membrane; cytosol. The record is from RefSeq and is a predicted model, not a curated record. Gene Ontology annotation, biological process: signal transduction. Lineage: Eukaryota; Metazoa; Chordata; Actinopteri; Salmoniformes; Salmonidae.